This is a messenger RNA of Cicer arietinum (chickpea), 10530 nucleotides long. The record is from RefSeq and is a predicted model, not a curated record. NCBI's taxonomy places the organism in Eukaryota, Viridiplantae, Streptophyta, Magnoliopsida, Fabales, Fabaceae.
UCUCCGUUUUGAGUGUGCAUAGAACACUAUUUUGUUUUAUCCAUUAUUUUCUUCAAAUUAAUAUGGUUAUGUUUCUUGCAAUAAAAUCUAGAGAUCUUUAAGAUUUUCUUGUGAAAGACUAACUUUGUUCGAAACUCAUUUGUUUUCACUUCAAUUUUCUAGGGGCAUAUUAUGUUUGGGUUGAAGUUUUCUAACUUGACCAUGAAGCAAAAUCUUGUUGGUUCUUCAAAUGGAAGGGUGAGUGUGGCCCAAGAACAGAAAAUUGUAGAGGUGAAAGGACUGGAAAUUUAUUCCAGUAUGCCAUAGUUCAAUGGAUUUGGUAAUUAUGAACACUAUGGGUAACUCCUACUCAGCAAGCACUAUAGGACCCGAAGGAAAACAAUACAAUUCAAUAUUAGCACCAUUCGACGUGACCUUAAUUCUUUCGGCUAACAGAUCGCAAAAGCCUGAUGACAAUGCUGCUCAAUAUUCUGUUACUGCUGAACUGAGUGGUUUGGUUAUAUCCUUAGAUGAAGUUCAGUUACAACAAAUGUUUCUUGUGUGGGAUUAUGUCUGCACUUGUAGAUUAAGAGAAAAGUAUGGGCGUUUUCGCCCCUGGCAUUGUCCUUUACUAGCAAAAUGUGAAGGCUGGCAAAUAUUGUGGUGGCGCUAUGCAAAAGAUUCAAUCCUCUCAGAUAUUCGUAAGAAGCUAAAGAAAACUUCAUGGAAAUACUUUGGAUAUCGAUUGAGUUACCGUCGGAAAUAUAUGAACUUGUAUAAGAUAAAGUUGGAUUUUCUCCAACAAGAGCAGCCAGUUGAUGAUGAUGUUCUGCAAGAUUUGGAGCAAAUGGAGAAGGAAUCGGAUCUUGAUGAUAUUCUGAACUAUCGAUCUGCUGCAGAAUCUGAGAUGCAGGAAUAUCUUUCUAGGUAUUCUACUCCUAACAAUGGACGGAUUCACACUGAUAUUUCUACAGAUAAGUCAGGAAACGAUGAACACACUAACAAAUCACGAGGAUGGUUGAAUUGGCUAUCUCGUGGCAUGCUUGGUGCUGGUGGUACUGAUGAUUCAAGUCAAUUUUCUGGGGUUGUGUCAUACGAUGUUAAGGACAUUUCUGAAGCAACUGAAUUUCAUCCUCUGGUUUCAUCCAAUGUGGAUGUGGCUACGAAGCAUAAAUUGUGCAUAUUUGCAUCAAAGAUUGAGAUUCAUGAGAUUUCUGCAACUCUAUUUAGCAAGAAGCAUUGUAAAGGAAUUGCAGAAAUAGUUUUUGAAGGUGGAGUAGUUGAAUCUAAGCUCUACAAAGGACAUGGAUAUAUUAUCUCCAAAUUCAAGUCUGGGAAAAUGGUUGAGCCAAACAGCAAGGAAGUCUGCUUACAAAUUAGACGGCCCAUCGAUGAAAAGAAUAUACUGGAUUUUGUGGAUCAUUCAUGCAGCAUUCAAGUAAAAUUUUCCUCUAACCAAGAUAUUGGCAUGUCUGUAAAGGGAAUGCUUCAACAACUUCAAGUGACAUUUGAUGCAAACAUUUUAUUGAAUCUGUUGGAGUUUUAUGGUUUUGUUACAUCGUACAAAUUUUAUAAUGAGAGGGUGCUGUUGUCAUUGAAUGGAAUUGAAAAUGACACGACUCGACUCUUAUCCAAAGCAGAAUAUGUUGGUGUGAACCAUGGAAGAGUAGUGUGGGAUGUUUCUGUAUUUGGCGUUUCUGUUAACUUUCCAUGGAGAAAUACAGCAUCAGAGUGUAGCAACAUGGUAAUUAAGUCAAGGUCUUUGUGCUUUAAGUCCAAAAUUGGUCCUGAAUCUUUUUUCUCAGUUGUCGGGGAUCAACCUUACUUCCUGAAGAACUUUACAAAUACAAUAUCCACAUCUAAGGAUUGUUUAGGUGUCCGACUACAAGAUCUUUACAAUUACAUUGAUGUUAAACUCAACAAUUUAAAGAUCACGAUUGUGAAUUCUGACCAGUCACAAAAGCUUUCUAUUCUUGAGAAAUUUAGUGCUUCAUUAUUCAUGGCUUUCUGUGUCAUCCCUGAUGAGUCCAUUUUGAAGCAGUUAGAGGUUUAUGUGCUCAUAGAAUCACUGAAAGCACACUUCUCCCCUUCAGUAUAUGGUGCAUUCAUUGAAUUGGGCACUUAUCUGGACUCACUGCUUGUAAGGGGUGAAUCUGAAUUGAACUGUGUUCAUCCUCCUAAUAUUGUUUCGGAUAAGUCGACAUAUUCUACUUUUGGUAUAUCCAUUAUUUCAAGACUAGGUUCAGUCGAUCUAGAAGUUGACCUUGAAAAUAGAGGAGAUAACAGCUCUGUGCUCAUGAUUUCUAUGCAAGAUAUUUAUGUACGGUAUGCUUCUGCUGAUUUUGACGAGUUAUUUAUCAGCAUGAAAUCUUUGAUGAUCUGUGCUUAUAAAGUUAAGGAUGAAAAAGACGGAUGUGUUGUGCUUUUAUCAGGGAGUUUAUCAUCUCCUAGUGUUUCAGUCCCAGGACAUUCUUUUCCUGAACCACGUAUUGAAUUUGAUCAAUUUUCUGAUGCAGCUAUGUUGGCUGAUGCAUGUUUUUCAAUGCACUAUGAAUCUCCUAGAACUGAUUUAGUAUGUCACAAUUGUUUUAUUUAUCUAAAUAAAGCUGAUAUCCACUGCUACGCACACAUUGUUGGACUGCUUGUCGGGUUCUUUCGUAGGUUGUCUGCAUAUAGUACCUGUUAUGAGAAACCCUCUGCAGGUAAUACUGCUAAUAUCUCAAAAACCUUCUCAAGCUUUGGGUUGCAAAAGUUUGGAUUCUCAAACUAUUUUGAAGCUGGUUCAACUGAUUCUGCAUGCAUUCCAUUUGAUUGCUUUCCGUUUGUUACAAUUUACAAUUCUGGUCCUCUUGGUAAUCUAGAGAGCUCACUCAUAUAUGCAAUUCCAGAGUGGAGAAAAUAUUUUACUCUGAGGGACAAAAAAAUAACUAGUCCCAAAUGUUUCCAUGAUUCUUCCUCAAAAUGCAAGUGUGAUUUCAGAUACUUUCUUGAAUCUGGGAUUGCCAGAACCUCCAAUAAUUUUUCGAUUGAGUUGCACCUGUAUGGAAUUAGAGCCCAUUUUCAUGACUCAUCAUGCAUAAUUGGAUCAAUCAUGGUGCCUACAUGCAAAUCUUCCCUAUUAUUUUGUGAUGACAGCAUGGACAUAUUGUGUUCUACUGAAGGAUUGGUUCUUACGUCAUCUUGGGGGCCUAACAAUUUUCAGGAUUAUCUAUGGGGUCCUUCUACUGCAGAUUUAUCCCCUGUUUUAAAUGUAAGGGUCAGGAAAGCACAAAGCAUAUCUUCAACUGUUAAUUUAGAAGUAUGCAUCGGCAUUCAGCAUGUGUACUGCAUGUUGCCCUCUGAAUAUCUCUCCAUCAUCAUUGGUUACUUUUCACUCUCUGAUUGGGGUGGUUAUCCCAGUGAUCAGUUUUCCUAUGAUGCACAAGGUGAUAUAGCUCUAAAAGAUGACAUGAGGAUUACAUACAAGUUUGAAAUCUUGGAUUCUGAUCUUAUUUUGCCUGUGGAAAGUAAUGAACAUCAAUUUUUGAAGGUUCAAUUGCCACAACUUUAUUGUUGUUUCAUUGAGAAUUCUGGUUUUAAUGAUGUAUUGAAGAACAUCCCGACGGAAUGUUUGGUUCCUGUUCAUAAGCUCGCCAAAAUAAAUAACUGUCUAAAUAUAUUUGGUCGAGAUUUGAACGUGUCAUUCAUUUUCUACAUGAAUGACAUACUUGGCUUAGCAACAGAUGAGCAGAAUACAGAAUUUGUAGCAAGUUCUGUAGUUGCACCCAUGAAUGCUGAUGUUUGGGUCAGAAUUCCAUGUGGAAGUGAAUCUAAUAGCAAAAGCUCUGCAUCGAUAUGUUUGAUGGCAUGCAUUCGCAGUUGUUAUAUUAUUGCUGAGGAUAGCCACUUUUUCGAUGGAUGUAUGGCUAUACGGGAUGUUAUUGAGGAAUUCUCUUCAGUUGAAGAUCAAUUCAAAUGUUUCAAGUCUGAUGUUGUGCAAUUUCUUCAUUCCAAGAGAAGCUUAAAGUCAUCUGGAGCAACUUCUUCAACUCCAAUGGCGUCGGCCAUUAUAUCAACAGAAGUCAAAUGUUGCACUCAAUCAUUGUCCAUAAACCUCUGUCAUAAACACGAAGGUUUUGAGAAACCAAUAAGCAAGUGUGAUUUGAAGUUUAUUUGUUCAGCAUCCUUAGUUGACGAUUCCUUGGUUUGGUUGGAUUUGCAGUUCUCUACAUUGGUGUUUUACUCUUCAUACGGUUCUGUCUUGGCAAAAUGUGCUUCAACUAGGGAGUCUACGUUUGUACUUUGCAUCUGUUUUUCUAUAUCUAUUGACCAUAUUAAUGAGCUCAGUCUUUGUCUACCGUCUCUUGAUAUUUGGCUUCAUUUGUCUGAGUGGACCCAGAUUGUUAAUUUUCUGAAUCAUCUCUGUUUACCUUUGGACAAAAGUCCUAUGCAUGCAGCAUCUGAGAGUUUGUCUGUAGAUACUGGCAUUUCUGCAAAAAAAGCAGAAGCAGAAGAUGAAUCUAGUUUCCUUGAUUCUGAGAGUACCUCAAUACCUUUUACAACUCAGGAGACUGAGAAUGCUGUCUUAAUGAUUAUUAAGUCGGAAAAUGUCUGUAUCACUUUUCACAUCCCCAUCUGGACCAGUGAAGAACCAUAUGUGGAACUUCAGCGUGCUGAAAGUCUAAACCUGACAACUCUAAGUUUAUCCUCUGAUAUUGUUGAAGAAAAGGAUGCAGAGUUUCUUACUGUUUCUGUCAAAGUGAAAGAUAUUGAAUUAGUUAUAAGUGGCAGGGAUAUCCAACUGAAGUCCAAUAUGGAAAGAUUGAGCAGUGUAAUAGUAUUCGUUGCCAAUGCAAAUCAUACAUCUUUGCCACUUCUUGAUAUAAUCCAGGUUCAUGUGGAUGUUGUCUUCAGUAGAAGUCAGAUAGACAACAGCACACUCAAAGUGGAGCUUAUAUGUGAUCAUUCUGAUCUAUGGCUUUCGCAUCCUGCAUUCCAUUUAUGGGGUGCUUUAAAAUUCGAUGUUCCUAAAUCUGGAUCUGCUCAAUAUUCAAUGGGAGACAUUUCUUUCAAAUUCCAAAUGCGGAAGGUUUCGGUUCUAAUAACAGAUGGAAAGUGGAGCUAUAACGGGCCUCAGCUGGAAAUUCUAGUGAGAAGCAUCCUCUUCCAUGCGUUUGCAAGUGGAAAGCACCUUGAAAGUUCUGUCACAGGCGAUCUUCAAGUAAACUACAAAAACAUUGAAAAGGUGUCAUGGGAGCCCUUCAUUGAGCCUUGGCAGUUUCUAUUCACUUUAGUUAGGGAUCAAGAAAUCGGUGUUCUUCCGAACAGGUCCCUUUCCACUGAUAUCAUUCUCGAAUCAACAACUCAACUGAACAUCAAUAUUACAGAGUCCUUAGUAGAGUGUGUUUCACGCACUGCUGAAAUGAUAGAUGAUGCCUUGCGUCUGAUGGGAUCGAAAGAUCGUGAUGGAAACAAACUCUUACGUCAAUCAUAUGCUGAAUACAGUUGUGCUAAAAAAUGUGCUGCUCCAUAUGUUAUACAAAAUUUAACCUCUGUACCACUUCUGUAUCAUGUAUAUCAUGGGCAUAUCAAUCCUGAUGAUAUCUAUGACUUCGAUGUGCAUCAUGCAAAAUAUGUGCAACCAGGUUCUGCAAGUACGAUAUAUGUGGAUGAAAAUGCUGAACCACAGCUCUCCAAUUACAGGCCUUAUCAUUCUUCAGAUAGUCUAAAUGAGCAAAGGUCAAGUGGCUUAGCUCAUCGUUAUAUUACUGUACUGCUUGAAGGAACAUCUAUGCCAUGUGAUCCAAUUUCAAUGGAUUUAGUAGGAUUAUCAUGCUUUGAUGCCAACUUCUCCAAGUCGUAUAAUGAAAAUGGUGAUGAUGGUAGAAUGAAUACCGCCCCGACCUUUGUUGUUCCCGUUGUUUUAGAUGUUUCUGCGCUACGUUAUAGCAAGUUGAUACGAAUAUACUCUACUGUUGUUCUUCUGAACGCAACUUCUACAUCUCUUGAGCUCCGGUUUGAUACUCCAUUUGGUGUGUCACCAACGAUAUUAGAUCCAAUACACCCUGGGCAACAGUUUCCCCUUCCACUACAUUUGGCUGAAGCAGGUUGUGUAAGGUGGCGGCCAGUGGGGAACUCUUACUUGUGGAGUGAAGCUAAUAAACUCUCAAAUCUUCUCUCAGUAAAUAGCAAAAUGGGAAAUUUUAAAUAUUUCAUCUGCUAUCCAUCUCAACCAAGUAGCCAUCCAUUUCGUUGUUGUCUAUCAGUUAAGAGUGUCAGCUUGACUUCAUCUGGCUGGCUUAAAAGUAAUCUAUCCGUUGAUCAAGCAAAGAAGCAUUAUAUCCAUCACUUGAUCCUUAGUGCUCCGUUAGUAAUUAGCAACUUUCUUCCUAAGGAAGUUUUGUUGAUCAGUGAGACUGGUGGGGUAGAUCAUACUGUGAGAGUUUCAGAGGUGGAAACUUCUAUUUAUCAUAUCGAUCCUUCUCACGACCUAGGACUAGAGAUCUGCAUUGAUGGAUUUAAAAGCUGUGAUUUUAAAUUUCCUCGUUUAGAAACUUUCAGCACAAGUGCCAAGUUCAGUGAAACCAAGUUUUCAUUGUCUGAAACUCUGGUAUUUGAACCAAAUAAUUCAAAUGUUGUAGGUCGUAUUUAUGUUACAGUGGACAAGGUGAUGGAUGCAUAUUCAGGUAGCAGGGAACUUCUUAUUUUUGUUCCCUUUAUUUUGUACAACUGCAUUGGUUUUCCGUUGUGUGUGAAGGAGGCCUCUAGUGAAAACGAUGAAAGGGGAUUUGUCAUUCCUUCAUAUUACGAUGUUGCUGUAACUGAAUCAUUGUCCUAUAAAAAGGAUGGACUUUCUCUACUUGCAUCCAGCCAUGAUUCACAUGCUGAUGUUUCUCAUGAGCCAAGGAGUGACCUGAAUAGUCACACCAUUUCAUGUAGAAAAGAUGGUAAUCCAAACUCUUUAAAUUUUCGAAGGCAUUCUACAUUUCGAAGUAGUUCUUUAGGAAGAUUGAAGAGACCACCAAGUUCAAGGGUCCAGUCAACUUGGAAGUGUUCAGGGUCUUGUAAUAAUGAGCAUGAAAAGGUUGUGCCUUGCUUAUAUUCUCCAAGCCCUAAUUCCUCUGUAAAUGAUGUUGUUGUUAAAGUAAGUGGAUGUUUUCCAAAAGAUGUGCGAGAGCAGAUGCCACAUUCUUUAUGGUCAAACUCAUUUUCUCUGCUACCAGCAAGUGGUUCAAGUACCAUAUUUGUCCCUCAACUAACUUCAAACUCUGCAUUCAUUCUGGCUGUGACGUCUAUCGCAGUUGCUGAACCAUAUGUUGGGAGGACAAAUGCAAUUACUUUCCAGCCUAGAUAUGUGAUAAGCAAUGCCUGCAGCAAGGAAAUUAUUUAUAAACAGAAGGGCACUGAUGUCAUGUUUUAUCUAGGAAUAGGAGAACAUACUCAUCUUCACUGGACUGAUACAAGCAGGGAGCUGCUUGUUUCUAUUUGUUAUAAUGAAACUGGAUGGCAGUGGUCUGGCAGCUUUUUACCAGAUCAUUUGGGUGAUACACAACUGAAAAUGAGAAACUUUGUUCUUGGCACUUCAAACAUGAUACGAGUUGAAGUGCAAAAUGCUGACAUAUCAAUGGGAGAUGAAAAGAUAGUUGGAAACAUCAAGGGAAACUCAGGGACCAACUUGAUUCUUUUGUCGGAUGAUUAUACAGGAUAUAUGCCAUACAGAAUUGAUAACUUCUCGAAAGAGAUAUUGCGAAUAUAUCAGCAGAGGUGUGAAAUUUUCGAUACUGUCAUUCACUGCUAUGCUUCUUACCCUUACGUCUGGGACGAACCAUGCUCUCCUCAUCGUCUUGUUGUGGAGGUACCUGGAGAACGAGUUUUGGGGUCAUAUGCUCUGGAUGAUGUUAAAGAGUAUAUGCCUGUCUACUUGCCAUCAACCUCUGAGAAGCCAGAGAGGACAUUCUUUAUAUCAGUCCAUGCAGAAGGAGCAACAAAGGUCCUCAGUGUUCUUGAUUCAAGUUACCACAAUUUUAAUGAAGCGAAGAAAUCAAGUGUUCCACAUGCCUCAGAGAAAAGGUUAUAUGAUCAUAGUCAAGUUAGGCCUACAGAAUAUCAAGAGAAGAUAUCGAUUUCUCUUCCAUACAUUGGGAUUUCAUUGAUUAAUUCAUACCCACAGGAGUUGAUCUUUGCCUGUAUUAAAGAUAUACAGAUCAACCUACUGCAAAGUUUGGAUCGCCAAAGGCUUUCCAUGCAAAUAUCAUUCAUACAAAUUGAUAACCAGUUGCGCUCUACUCCAUAUCCAGUUAUGUUGUCAUUCGGUAGUGGAUACAGAUCCUGUCAAGCAGACUAUAUGAAAUCUAGGGAUGAUGCCACUAGAUCAAGAAUCGAAAAAUCAAAUCCAGCGAAUAUCUGCAGCAGCUCUUCUGUUCCCGUUUUCUGCCUAGAAAUAUCCAAGUGGAAGAAGAAAGACAUCUCAUUUCUUUCAUUUGAGUACAUAAAAUUGAGGAUGGCAGAUUUCCGUCUUGAGAUUGAACAAGAAGUCAUAUUAAGCUUAUUUGAGUUCUUUACAAAUAUCUCUUCAGGGCUGCAGUAUGGUAUCAGACCAUCUUCAAAUCACUAUUACGGGACAUCACUAAAGGAUUCAUCCUCAUUUGUUCAAACUAGUGAAAACUUAAGAUUGAAUGCUGACCAAAGUCCUUUAGGGUUUGCUCCUAUAUUGAAUGCAAAAUCUAAGAAAAUUGCACCAUUGCCUUCUAUCAUUCCAAUUGGAGCCCCAUGGCAGGAAAUUUAUCUGUUAGCCAGAACCCAGAAGAAAAUAUAUAUUGAAAUGCUUGAAUUGGCACCAAUCAAAUUGACUUUAAGUUUUUCCAGUGCGCCUUGGAUGCUUCGCAAUAGAAUACUCACAUCAAAGGAAUUUCUUAUCCAUAGAGGUCUUAUGGCACUUGCUGAUGUUGAGGGAGCACAUAUUUAUCUGAAGGACUUAACCAUUGCGCAUCACAUGGCUAGUUGGGAAUCCAUUCAAGAGAUUCUGAUUAGGCAUUACAACCGCCAACUACUUCAUGAAACUUACAAGUUGUUUGGUUCGGCUGGUGUUAUUGGUAAUCCCUUGGGUUUUGCAAGGAGCAUGGGGCACGGCAUUAGAGAUUUCUUAUCGGUUCCUGCAAACAACAUAAUGCAGAGCCCUGCUGGACUUAUUAUGGGCAUGGCUGAAGGGACCACUAGUCUUUUAAGUAACACACUGUAUGCUAUCAGUGAUGCAGCUUCUCAAUUCAGUAAAGUUGCUCGCAAGGGUAUCGUUGCAUUUACAUAUGAUGACCAUAUAGCUUCAAGGAUGGAAAAACAGCAGGCAACUGUAGCUUCUGAUAGUAAAGGCGUAAUUAAUGAAGUCUUGGAGGGACUCACUGGUCUUCUUCAGUCUCCUAUAAGAGGAGCCGAGAGGCAUGGUCUACCAGGUGUUUUGUCAGGAGUUGCUUUAGGGAUUACAGGUCUUGUGGCAAAACCUGCAGCUAGUAUACUAGAAGUUACUGGCAAAACGGCUCAAAGUAUUAGAAACCGUAGCAAACCCAAUCAAUUAAGAUCAUACCGCUUUAGGGUACGACUUCCCAGGCCACUUUGUAAUGAACUUCCUUUGAGAUCUUAUUCAUGGGAAGAAGCAGUUGGAGCAUCAGUCCUUAUGGAGGCUGAUGAUGGCUUAAAGUUCAAAGAUGAGAAGUUAGCGGCUUGCAAAGGCCUUAAAGAAGCCGGCAAGUUUGUUGUCUUAACAGAAAGAUAUAUAAUGAUUGUUUUCAGUCCAAGUUUGAUAAACUUGGGCAAGCCUGAAUUUUGCGGCAUCUCUGCUGAUUUGGAGUGGAUAAUUGAAUGGGAGAUUGGAUUGGAGAGUAUAAUACAUGCUGAUUGUGAUCAAGGUGUUGUUCACAUUGUUAGUAGUAGACCAGAUUCCUCGUUCAUGCAUAAUCAGCAUUCUCCAAAAAGAGGUGGUAGCAGCCGAACCAAAGCAGUGCAUUGGAACCAUUAUCCAACUCAUCUUCCCCUUCCUCAAACAGACUUAGAACUAGCGUGUGAGGAAGACGCAUUCAACUUAUUACAGAUUUUGCUGUCUGGUAUAGAAAAAGGGAAAGGUAGAGCUUGGGACUGUGGACGGAUCUUGCAUCGAGCUAGUAUGAAGGCCGCAGUUUAAUUACCUACCUCUCCCUUCUAUAGUUUCUACAUUACAUUGUGAAUUAGAGUUGCCAUAAAUUGGAAUUACCAAGCGUUUCUAGCAAUGGCAAGGAAAAAGGAAAAUAAAAAUCUCAUCAUUAUAGAACAUCAUUUGCAUUUGGUAGGAUUUUUCAGUUCUAGCUUUACUUGCAAGUUACAAUACUUUAAAGUAAUUUUGUUGGUCUUUUUCCUUAUUACUUUGUCCAAAAUGAAGGCAACACGAAGGAAUUUUAGUUAGUUAUUUAACAUUUUUUAGGAAAGAAAUUACUAUACACAUUUUCUUGUAUUCAUGGUUGUAUCUUGUACAUUAUGUAUAUUCCCCUUGUCAUUUUGGGGAUGUAAAUAUCAUGGAACUAAACGAGUUUCUUACUUUUAUUAUUA